UCAAAGCAGACAUGUCAGACUGCAUCUGGCUGUCUAAACAGGUGAUAUUUCAGAAUGAGGAGCGCUGCAGUUUUUCUGGCGUUGUUGCUCUGUCUGCAAUGGACGUGGGCUCAGGGUGAGAGUGGAGAGGUGACGGGGACAGACGCUGAGACAGAGGGGGGAAACAGGCAGGAAGAGGUUCACUUUGAGAUACAGGGUGUCGGAGCAGCCCAUGAUCAGAGCAGCAGCCAGACCAACAUCAGCCCUGACAUCUGGGCUGAGCUAAAGGAGCUGAGAGACAUGGCCAUCGAACACAGGAGCAAGAUAGAGAAGCUGGAGCAAGAGAAUGCAGCCACACAGGCCAGACUGACAGCCAGUGAAAGCAAGAAUGCAGUUUUGGAGGCCAGAAUGAGCUCCUAUGAAGACGUGGUCAAGACACUCCAGAGAGAGAACAAAGUACUGGGGGCCACAGUAACCGCCAGCAACAACAAGGUGGAGGACCUCAGGAGAGACAACACAGUUUUGGAGUCCAGAGUGAACACCAGUGAAAAUUUAGUGGCGGAGCUCAGGAGAGAAAACAUGGGUAUCUUCACAGCCCCAGUCAGAGGAGUCUACUACUUCAGAUUCACACUGUGGAGGUCUGCUCUUCAGCUUGGACCGGUGCUUAUCUCUAUCACAAUGAGAAGAGAAUGACGUAUAGUUUUGAUCUAAAUGAUAACCGCUGUGUCUCUGUGUCUAAUGCAUUAAUUCUUCAACUGGAAAAGGGAGAUGUGGUCUACUUGACUCUCUACCCAGGCAGUGGUGUUUUUGA
Epinephelus fuscoguttatus (brown-marbled grouper) is the source of this 790-nucleotide messenger RNA. RefSeq lists its product as uncharacterized. The transcript is spliced from 6 exons. The record is from RefSeq and is a predicted model, not a curated record. NCBI's taxonomy places the organism in Eukaryota, Metazoa, Chordata, Actinopteri, Perciformes, Serranidae. Bases 55 to 672 code for a protein of 205 amino acids.